Molecule: messenger RNA, 1272 nt
Organism: Monoraphidium neglectum
Lineage: Eukaryota; Viridiplantae; Chlorophyta; Chlorophyceae; Sphaeropleales; Selenastraceae
Exons: 3
Coding region: 1-1272 (423 amino acids)
Molecular function (GO): oxidoreductase activity
Source: RefSeq, a predicted model, not a curated record
AUGGCUCCCGCCAUCCCCUGCACCCCCGAGAUUCUGCCCCGGCCAUCAGCCACAUCGACCAAGGCGGCCGUGGCCGGCUACCCCUCGCCCGACGCCGGCGCGAGCGGGCCCCAGGGCAGCGUGCGCCCCUUCACGCCCAUCGCCGACUCCCGCGUGUGGACGCCGGCCACCUGGGCCGGCCGCCAGCACGAGUUCGUCAGCACCCUCACGCCCGACGACGUAUCCGAGCUCGCGGCCGCGACGGCGGCGUUCACCGCCGCCGCCGAGGCCGCCGGCGGCCUCAGCGCCGCGCUGGUAGGCCUGACGGCGGCAGACUUCCCGCUGCCCCGCCUCGGCCCGAAGCUCGCCGCCCUCGCCGACGCGCAGCUGCGCCCCGGCGGCGCCGGCGGCCGCGGCUUCCAGCUUCUGCGCGGCCUGCCGAUGGGCGAGUGGUCCGAGGUCGCGGCGCUCGUCGCCUACCUCGGGGUGGCCACCCACAUGGGCUUCAACUUCAGCCCGCAGCGCAAGAAUGGCGCGAUGGUGCAUCACAUCAAGGCGCUCAACGGCGCGGGCAAGCUCUACGCGGAGUCCACACAGUCCGCGGCGAUGGGCUUCCACACCGACGCCCAGGGCGACGCGCUGGGCCUGCUGUGCCUGCGGCAGGCGGCCGAGGGCGGCGAGAGCAGCCUGGUGAGCGCGGCCGCCGUCCACAACGAGAUGCUGGCACGCGGCCGCUCCGACCUGGUCCGCCUGAUGGCGGCCCCCGGGAUCUGGUGCCGCAACAAGGACCGCUACCAGCACACGCGGAAGGGCGAGGAGCCCUGGUGGUCAAUGCCCGUGUUUGACUACACGGGCGGCGUGUUUGCGGCGCACUACUGCCCCACAAACCACUACACCGAGGCCUUCGAGCUCUACGGCGGCCCCGGGGGCCUGGGCGAGAUGUCGCCGGCGCAGGCCGAGGCGAUCGCGCUUUUCGAGGAGAUCGCAAACUCUGCGAAGUUCAGGCUGAAAUUCACGAUGCAGGCAGGCGAUAUGUUGUUCGUCGACAACACUGCGGUGCUGCACGCGCGCUCGCCCUUCAAGGACGACCCCGCCGCGCCGCGCCACCUGGUGCGGCUGUGGCUGCUCGACGCGACGCUGGGGCGGCCCGGCGCGUGGGCGCGGCCGCUGCCGGCGCACCUUGCGUACCCCCGCGCCUAUACUGCUGCAGAGGGGUAUGACCCCGACACCGCGGCCCCGGGGCUGAUGCGCCCGGACCCGGCCACCUUUUUCGUGCCGCUGCGCGCGGAGUAG